UGCGGGCACACGGACAGCACCAAUGGGCGGAGGAGGAGGUGACACAUGGGAAUUUUUGACAUAUCUCCCUUAACCCUGACCUUGAGAAAGACAAUAAAAAGACGGACUUCGUUUCACCGACCCAAUCUGACCUGUGUGCUCUGAGUUCAAGAAGUCGCGUCCGCUGUGCCGAGCGCCCUGCCGGACCUUCACCAUGUCUCUAUUGGAUAUGUCCGAGUUUGGGGAAGCCGCUUCAUUCCUUCGGAAGAGCGACAAGGAGCUGCUUGUCUUGCAGACUAUACCUUUCGACGGUAAGAAGAAAGCCUGGGUACCCGAUGAUAAGGAAGCCUAUACUGAAGUGGAGAUAAAGGAGCUGGCCGGCGGAAAAGCCAUUGUGGAAACCAAGGAUGGCAGGACCAUAACUGUGAAGGAGGAUGACAUCCAACAGAUGAAUCCUCCCAAGUUCGACAUGAUCGAAGACAUGGCCAUGCUCACCCACCUGAACGAAGCUUCUGUUCUGUACAACCUGAAGCGUCGGUACAGCAACUGGAUGAUCUAUACGUAUUCUGGGCUGUUCUGUGUGACGGUGAACCCCUAUAAGUGGCUGCCUGUCUACACCGCCCCCGUCGUCGCUGCCUACAAGGGCAAGCGUCGCUCAGAGUCGCCCCCACACAUCUACUCCAUUGCCGAUAAUGCCUACAACGACAUGUUGCGCAAUCGUGAGAACCAGUCCAUGCUCAUCACCGGAGAAUCCGGUGCUGGCAAAACUGUCAACACGAAACGUGUAAUUCAGUAUUUUGCCAUUGUAGCAGCCUUGGGCGAUGCAUCCAGCAAAAAAGGAGGGCCUGCCACCAAAACAGGGGGCACCCUAGAAGACCAGAUUAUAGAGGCUAACCCUGCCAUGGAGGCCUUUGGUAAUGCCAAGACCCUGAGGAAUGACAACUCCUCUCGUUUUGGCAAGUUCAUCAGAAUCCACUUUGGGCCCACAGGGAAACUGGCUUCUGCUGAUAUUGACAUCUAUCUUCUGGAAAAAUCCAGAGUGAUCUUCCAGCAGCCAGGAGAAAGGAGUUAUCACAUCUACUAUCAGAUUGUGUCUCAGAGGAAACCGGAGCUUCUGGAUAUGUUGCUGGUCUCCUCAAACCCCUAUGACUACCACUUCUGCUCUCAAGGAGUGACCACUGUGGAUAAUCUGGAUGACGGAGACGAGCUCAUGGCGACCGAUAAAGCCAUGGAUAUCCUGGGCUUCAGUGCUGAUGAGAAGUAUGGCUGCUAUAAAAUAGUGGGCGCCAUCAUGCACUUUGGGAACAUGAAGUUCAAGCAGAAGCAGCGUGAGGAGCAGGCAGAGGCUGAUGGCACUGAAAGUGCCGACAAGGCUGCCUAUCUGAUGGGAGUCAGCUCAGCUGACCUCAUCAAGGGCCUCCUGCACCCCCGAGUCAAGGUGGGCAACGAGUGUGUCAUCAAGGGGCAGAAUGUCGAACAGGUGAACUACGCAGUGGGUGCCCUGGCCAAAGCCACUUAUGACCGCAUGUUUAAAUGGCUGGUCAACCGCAUCAACAAAACCUUGUACACCUCCCUGCCCAGGCAGUUCUUCAUAGGAGUACUGGACAUUGCAGGCUUCGAGAUCUUUGAAUACAACAGCUUUGAGCAGCUCUGCAUCAACUUCACCAAUGAGAAACUGCAACAGUUUUUCAACCACCACAUGUUCAUCCUGGAACAGGAAGAGUACAAGAGAGAGGGAAUCGAUUGGGUGUUCAUCGACUUUGGCCUGGACUUGCAGGCCUGCAUAGACCUCAUUGAGAAGCCAAUGGGAAUUCUGUCAAUCCUGGAGGAAGAGUGCAUGUUCCCCAAGGCCACAGACUCUAGUUUCAAGGCCAAGCUCUACGACAACCACCUUGGGAAAUCGGCUAACUUCCAGAAACCCAGGCCUGACAAGAAGCGCAAAUACGAAGCUCAUUUUGAGCUAGUCCACUAUGCUGGGGUGGUACCCUACAAUAUCUUUGGUUGGCUGGAUAAGAAUAAGGACCCACUGAAUGAGACAGUGGUGACCUGCUUCCAGAAAUCAGCUAAUAAGCUCCUGGCCAGCUUGUAUGAAAACUAUGUCAGUGCUGAAGCAGCUGCUGAACAUCCCAAAACAGGAGCCAAAGAGAAGCGCAAGAAGGCUGCUUCCUUCCAGACCGUGUCUCAGCUGCAUAAGGAAAAUCUGAAUAAGCUGAUGACAAACCUGCGUGCAACUCAGCCUCACUUUGUGCGGUGUAUCAUACCUAAUGAGACGAAAACUCCAGGCAUUAUGGACCCGUUUCUGGUGCUGCACCAGCUGCGCUGCAACGGCGUGCUGGAGGGCAUCCGGAUCUGCAGGAAGGGUUUUCCCAACAGGGUGCUGUAUGCUGACUUCAAGCAGCGCUAUCGUAUCCUGAACCCCAGUGCCAUCCCCGAUGAUAAGUUUGUGGACAGCAGGAAGGCUGCAGAGAAACUGCUGAGCUCCCUGGACAUCGACCACAACCAGUACAAGUUUGGACACACCAAGGUCUUCUUCAAGGCAGGCCUGCUGGGGCAGCUGGAGGAGAUGAGAGACGAGCGCCUAGCUAAGAUCCUCACCAUGAUCCAGGCCAGGGGCCGGGGAAGGAUCAUGCGGCUGGAGUACCAGAAGAUGAUCGAGAGAAGGGAUGCCCUGAUGGUUAUCCAGUGGAACAUCCGUGCCUUCAACGCGGUGAAGCACUGGCCUUGGAUGAAGCUCUUUUUCAAGAUUAAGCCUCUGCUGAGGAGUGCGGCCACGGAGAAGGAGAUGGCCAACUUGAAGGAGGAGUUCCUGAAGCUGAAGGAGGCCCUGGAGAAGAGUGAGGCCAAGAGAAAGGAGCUGGAGGAGAAACAAGUCAGCUUGAUCCAGGAGAAGAACGACCUCUCUCUGCAGCUCCAGGCUGAGCAGGACAACCUUGCAGAUGCUGAAGACCGCUGCGACCUCCUGAUCAAAGCCAAGAUCCAGCUGGAAGCCAAGGUCAAAGAGCUGACAGAGCGCCUGGAGGACGAGGAGGAGAUGAACGCGGACAUCACUUCUAAGAAGCGCAAGCUGGAGGAUGAGUGUGCCGAGCUGAAGAAGGACAUUGACGAUCUGGAGAUCACCCUGGCCAAGGUGGAGAAGGAGAAGCAUGCCACAGAGAACAAGGUUAAGAACCUGAUCGAGGAGAUGGCUGCUCUGGACGAGAUUAUCGCCAAGCUGACCAAGGAGAAGAAGGCUCUUCAGGAGGCUCACCAGCAGGCCCUGGAUGACCUGCAGGCAGAGGAGGACAAGGUCAACUCUCUGACCAAGGCUAAGGCCAAACUGGAGCAGCAAGUGGAUGAUCUGGAAGGCUCCCUUGAGCAGGAGAAGAAAGUGCGAAUGGACCUGGAACGGGCCAAGCGCAAGCUGGAAGGAGACCUCAAACUGUCGCAGGAGUCCGUCAUGGACCUGGAAAAUGACAAACAGCAGCUGGAAGAAAAACUGAAAAAGAAGGACUUUGAAAUGAACCAGCUCAGCUCGAAGAUUGAAGAUGAGCAAGUAAUGGUGAUGCAGCUUCAGAAGAAAAUCAAAGAACUGCAGGCGCGCAUCGAGGAGCUGGAGGAGGAGUUGGAGGCGGAGAGGGCCGCCCGGGCUAAGGUGGAGAAGCAGCGCUCCGAGGUGUCCCGUGAGCUGGAGGAGCUGAGCGAGAGGCUGGAGGAGGCCGGCGGGGCCACCACCGCCCAGAUCGAGAUGAACAAGAAGCGCGAGGCGGAGUUCCUGAAGCUGCGCCGGGACCUGGAGGAGGCCAUGCUGCACCACGAGUCCACUGCGGCCGCUCUGAGGAAGAAGCAUGCCGACAGCGUGGCGGAGCUGAGCGAGCAGAUAGACAGCCUGCAGCGGGUCAAACAGAAGCUGGAGAAAGAGAAGAGUGAGGCCAGGAUGGAGGUGGAUGACCUGAGCUCAAGCCUGGAGCAGAUCACCAAGUCCAAGGCCAAUGCUGAGAAGAUGUGUAGGACGUAUGAGGAUCAGUUGAAUGAAAGCAAGUCCAAAGUGGAUGAACUUCAGCGCCAGCUAAAUGAUGUCUCAUCCCAACGGGCCAAGGUCCAGGCAGAGAACGCGGAACUGGCCAGAAAGUUAGAAGAACGUGAAGCCCUGGUCACGCAGCUGAGCCGAACUAAGAUCUCCUUCAGCCAAGCCACAGAGGAACUCAAGAAACAGCUGGAUGAGGAGAACAAGGCGAAGAACGCUCUGGCUCACGCCCUGCAGGCCUCGCGGCACGACUGCGACCUGCUGAGGGAGCAGUACGAGGAGGAGCAGGAGGCCAAGUCCGAGCUGCAGCGGGCCUUGUCCAAGGCCAACGCCGAGGUGGCGCAGUGGCGGAACAAGUACGAGACGGACGCCAUCCAGAGGACCGAGGAGCUCGAGGAGGCCAAGAAGAAGUUGGCAUCGCGGCUGCAGGACGCCGAGGAAGCAGUGGAGGCGUCCAACGCCAAGUGCUCCUCCCUGGAGAAGACGAAACACCGCCUGCAGACCGAGAUCGAGGACCUGGUGGUGGAUCUGGAAAGAGCCAACUCCGCCGCCGCCGCCCUGGACAAGAAGCAGCGCAACUUUGACAAGGUGCUGGCCGAGUGGAAGCAGAAGUACGAGGAGACGCAGUCCGAGCUGGAGGGCUCGCAGAAGGAGGCACGCAGCCUGAGUACGGAGCUCUUCAAGCUCAAGAACGCCUACGAGGAGUCGCUGGACCACCUGGAAACAAUCAAGCGGGAGAACAAGAACCUCCAAGAGGAGAUCUCGGACCUCACGGAUCAGAUCGGCCAAGGAGGAAAGACAAUCCACGAACUGGAGAAGAUGAAGAAAGGCCUGGAGGCAGAGAAGAGCGAUAUCCAGGCAGCGCUGGAGGAGGCAGAGGGUGCCCUCGAGCAUGAGGAAAGCAAGACCUUACGAAUCCAACUAGAACUGAACCAGAUCAAGGCUGAAAUUGACAGGAAGCUGGCGGAAAAGGAAGAGGAAAUCGACAACCUUAGGCGUAACCACCAGCGUGCCAUAGAGUCCAUGCAGGCCACCCUUGAUGCUGAAGCAAAGUCUCGCAACGAGGCUAUCAGGCUCAAAAAGAAGAUGGAAGGGGACCUAAAUGAAAUGGAGAUCCAGCUGAACCACGCCAACCGGCAGGCAGCAGAGUCCCAGAAACUUGUUCGCCAGCUGCAGGCUCAGAUCAAGGACCUGCAGAUUGAACUGGACGACACACUCCACCAAAACGAAGACCUGAAGGAGCAAACUGCAGUGGUGGAGCGCAGGAACAACCUGCUGGUGGCGGAGGUGGAAGAGCUGCGCAGCUGCCUGGAGCAGACCGACCGUGGUCGCAAGCUGGCUGAGCAUGAGCUGCUGGAGUCCACAGAGAGAGUCAACCUGCUGCACUCUCAGAAUACUGGACUUAUUAACCAGAAGAAGAAACUGGAGAAUGAUAUUGCACAGCUGUCCAGCGAAGUGGACGAGGCUGUGCAGGAGUGUCGCAAUGCUGAGGAAAAAGCCAAGAAGGCCAUAACUGACGCUGCCAUGAUGGCGGAGGAGCUGAAGAAGGAGCAGGAUACCAGCGCCCACCUGGAGCGCAUGAAGAAGAACAUGGAGCAGACCAUCAAGGACCUGCAGAUGCGCCUGGACGAGGCUGAGCAGAUCGCGCUGAAGGGUGGAAAGAAGCAGAUUCAGAAACUGGAGGCCCGGGUGAGGGAGCUGGAGGGCGAACUGGAGAGCGAACAGAAGAAGAGCAACGAAUUCCAGAAGGGAGUUCGCAAGUAUGAGAGGAGAAUUAAAGAGCUCACCUACCAGACAGAAGAAGACAGGAAGAACAUGGCUCGCCUGCAGGAGCUGAUUGACAAGCUGCAGAUCAAGGUGAAGAGCUACAAGAGGCAGGCCGAGGAAGCGGAAGAGCAAGCCAACUCCAACCUGUCCAAGUACAGGAAGAUCCAGCACGAGCUGGAUGAUGCUGAGGAGCGAGCUGAGAUGGCUGAAUCUCAGGUCAACAAGCUGCGUGUCCGCACCCGAGACCAGGGAGGCAAGCAAGCAGAAUAAAACAGAAGUUACUCUGCACCUUACAGAAGAAAACAGUCACUUAGCUGCAACAGCUAUGGGAGUGUGAAAUAAAGCAUUUACAAUUUAACUGC
This is a messenger RNA of Lepisosteus oculatus (spotted gar), 6111 nucleotides long. It is a transcript of the gene myh7ba, whose product is annotated as myosin, heavy chain 7B, cardiac muscle, beta a. NCBI's taxonomy places the organism in Eukaryota, Metazoa, Chordata, Actinopteri, Semionotiformes, Lepisosteidae. Gene Ontology annotation, molecular function: microfilament motor activity; actin filament binding; ATP binding. Gene Ontology annotation, cellular component: myosin II complex; cytoplasm; myosin filament. The record is from RefSeq and is a predicted model, not a curated record.